Messenger RNA from Adineta ricciae, 222 nucleotides. NCBI's taxonomy places the organism in Eukaryota, Metazoa, Rotifera, Eurotatoria, Adinetida, Adinetidae. The record is from the annotation of a GenBank genome assembly.
AUGAUUAAGUGGAGAUUUUUAGUAGAUGGAAUACGUUUGAAACACACAGAUCUAAUCGAGAUAUAUUGUGUCAGAGAAUCGCACAUGAUGUACGGUGAAGCGGUCGACGAUUUUUCUAAAUCAUAUCGAUGCAUGAUGUUUUUCAUAUUGUUAAUAGAAAGAAGCAAUAUUAUGGUGAUGAUGAUCGUGACUAUUAAAGUUGUUUGUCAUCCGGAUGAUUAA